UAUUUAUAUAAUAAUUGAAUGGUGAAAUCAUAAAAAUUAUUAUAAAGUAAAUAAAUAUGACGGCGGCGAUUAAAACGUUGUGGAAGCAAGCGUUAAAUACAUUUGAAGAACGGAGUAAUGUUGGAUUCAAACUUUGUCAAAAAAACUUUGACAAAUUGCGGAAUCUAAUGAACAAAAUUACAGCUGAAGAUGUAAACCUAAAUGAACAGGUUCUUGAUUUUAUACAAGCGCAACAUGCACCAAUGUGGGUUAUUGACAUAUUCGAAAACAAAGACUUUGCUAUUUCAAUUUUUAUAUUGAAACAUGGAUUUACAAUGCCAAUACAUGAUCAUCCUGGAAUGUAUGGUUUUUUAAAGGUAAUCAGUGGUGUAGUCCAAGUAAAUAAUUAUACCUUAAAAGCAAAUGAAGAUCAUACAAUUAGAUUGAACAAAGAAGUAAUGGCAUUUAGACACAAACCAAUAUCUUUACACAGUAAUUCGCCUGCUUGUACUCUUACACCAAGAGAUAAAAAUUUGCAUGAAAUUACAUGCAUUGAAGGUCCUGCUGCAUUUUUGGAUAUACUUAGUCCUCCUUAUGAUGUAGAUGAUUCUGGGAAAGGUCCAAGACCAUGUACUUUUUUCAAAACUGUUAGUAGUUCCAAAUUAUGUACAGAUUCAUCAGACAUAGUAGAGGAAGUUAAAUUGGUGGUUAUUAAGGGUCCACCAGAUUUCUAUUCUGGAAGUCUUAAAUAUACAGGACCACCUUUAAUGUAA
This is a messenger RNA of Eufriesea mexicana, 752 nucleotides long. RefSeq names its product 2-aminoethanethiol dioxygenase. The record is from RefSeq and is a predicted model, not a curated record. The transcript is spliced from 3 exons. Gene Ontology annotation, molecular function: oxidoreductase activity, acting on single donors with incorporation of molecular oxygen, incorporation of two atoms of oxygen. The coding region runs from base 57 to 752 and encodes 231 amino acids. Gene Ontology annotation, cellular component: mitochondrion. Lineage: Eukaryota; Metazoa; Arthropoda; Insecta; Hymenoptera; Apidae.